AUGGACUCUGUUGAUGGGGAAACUGUAGAAUUAUUCGCAACUCUCUCGAAAGCUGAGCCAUGGAGGCUACAGCGUCAGUAUUUCCCGAGUAAAUUUGGGGGAUUACCUGCAUGGCUCGACCCAGUUCAUCUUCCAAAGGAAUCUGAGCUGAAAUGUGAGAAAUGUGGGAGUAUAAUGACAUUUUUUCUCCAAAUUUACGCUCCUGAUGAUCUGUGUGAGGAAAACGACUCAUUUCACAGGACAAUUUAUCUGUUUGUUUGCCAGCCUUGCGGAAAUCAGUGGAAGGCUUUCAGAUCACAGUUGGCUCGAAAGAACGAGUUUUACGACUUUCACCCAUCAGAGGAUAACAUUAUGUUCCCAGAUACUGAAAUGGCUAGAAGAUGCUGUUUAGCUUGCGGGCUACCUAGUGACAAUCCCUCAAAAGAACCAAUUCACAUAAAUAAUUCCAAAAUUCAACUGGUUGACACACAAGAUGUGAGAGAGUUACAUGAUCGUUGUAAAAUAGCAGUAAAACACCAAACGGUUUCUUGUACCUUUGAUGAGUGGAUUCUUAACAUUUGUGAAGGCGAGAUUCCCAUAUCAGAUAAUUAUUUAUCGCAUGAAAAGGAGCUUUAUAACAGAUAUUUGAAAGAAAAGAAACUAAAUGGAGAGAUAAUGGACGAGAGUGAGGAACAGGUAUUUGAAUCGAUUCAGGAAGAAAACAUGUAUAAGGACGAGUCAUUUCUAAAGUUUUCAAAAAAGACAACCCCGAAUGAAGUUUUAUACUACUCAAGAGAAGGAGAACCACUUUGGAUAAGUGACAAAACUCCGAGACCAGUAAUUAUCCAAAGCAACCAAUCAUCCAAAAAAGCUAUUGAUGAAGUAUCCAACGAAAAUUCAUGUGCGGGAAAUGAUUUAAAUGUAGUAAAUUUAUGUGAAAACUGCGGAAGUGACCGAUCGUUCGAAUUUCAAGUGUUGCCCCAAUUACUCCACUAUAUAAAGUCGGAUAGAAUCGAUUUUGGAAGCUUGUCGGUUUACACAUGUUCAAAAUCAUGUAAAAUAGAAAAUAAAUAUCAGAAGGAAGUAGUAAUUUUGGAAAGGGACUAUUCUUUAGUUCCAAGACCACAGAAUCCUAAAUAA
Theileria annulata is the source of this 1119-nucleotide messenger RNA. RefSeq names its product apoptosis regulatory protein (programmed cell death protein 2 (PCDC2)). Gene Ontology annotation, cellular component: cytoplasm. The transcript has 3 exons. The record is from RefSeq and is a predicted model, not a curated record. Lineage: Eukaryota; Apicomplexa; Aconoidasida; Piroplasmida; Theileriidae. The coding region runs from base 1 to 1119 and encodes 372 amino acids.